CCAAAUUAUAAUCAUUGAGUAAUUAUAAGAAGACUUAAUGAAGCUUUUUGCUAAAAUAACAAAAACGUAUUUACCAAAUUAUAAUUAUACCCAACUCUUUUACUUGCACAAACACUACAUCACAAGCAGUAAAUUUGCCCAAACUUUUGACAUCCAUAUAAAAGGCCACAGCAGUGAAAAAACCAACAGUGCUGGAAUACUAAAUGGGCAUGAUUUAGUUCACAAGAUUCGAGAAUGUACGAACUCGGGUCUUUAUAGCUAUGGACAACAGCUUCAUUGCUACAUUUUGAGAUCUGGGUUCACUUUGGAUAUAUAUGUUUCCGCUGCAUUGAUCAAUUUUUAUGUUAAAAUGGAUCUAGUAGAAAAUGCACAUCAACUGUUUGAUGAAAUUCCUGAACCAGGAUUAGUAGCUUGGAACUCGUUGAUUUCCGGGUAUGUUCAUUCGGGUAUGUUUCGUAAGGCUUUAAGUUUGUUUGUUAAGCUAGAAAGUUCGAGUCUUUGUUCGGAUUCUUACACGUUUACUACGAUUUUAGCUGCUUGUGGGCAGCUAAGUUUAAUGCAUUUAGGGAAGUGUGUUCACUCCAAGAUUGUUAAGUUUGGUGUGGAAUGUAGUACUUUUGUAUCAAAUUGUUUGAUCGAUAUGUAUGGAAAAUGUGAGUGUGGUGAAGGUGCAAUCAGGGUUUUCGAUCAAAUGUGGUUCAAAGACACGUUUUCUUGGAAUUCAGUUAUAUCUGCGAGUAUUAGAAACCAAAGAAUCGAACAAGCAUUUGAAUUUUUGAAUAGAAUGCCAAACCCUGAUACGAUAUCCUACAAUGAGAUGAUUAGUGGCAUUGCACAGUUUGGGAACAUAGAACAAGCAAUCGGGAUUCUAUCAAGAAUGCCAAACCCGAAUUCAUCUUCAUGGAACUCGAUUCUAACAGGUUAUGUGAACCGAAACCGCCCAAGAAAUGCCCUUGAAUUCUUCUGUAAGAUGCAUUUGAAUGGCUUACAAAUGGACGAGUUCACAUUUUCAAGCAUUUUAAGUGGUGUGGCACGCCUUGGAGCACUUACAUGGGGGACUUUGAUCCAUUGUUUUGUUGUGAAGCACGGUUUUCAUGAAUCUGUAGUCAUUGGCAGCGCGCUGAUCGAUAUGUACUCUAAAUGUGGAAAUGUAAAGACCGCGGAAUUCUUAUUUGAAUCUUUACCCAGUAAAAAUUUGGUGACUUGGAAUGCUAUGAUUUCAGGAUUAGCUCACAAUGAGAAUUCGACCAAAGUGAUAAAAGUAUUUGAGCAAUUGAAGGAAAAGAAAGAUCUACUACCAGAUGGGAUCACAUUUCUGAAUGUUCUAUUGGCUUGUUGGCAUAACAAGACUCCAUUAGAUGUAGCAAACCGAUACUUUGAAUCAAUGAUACAGGAUUACAAAAUAGAUCCAACGGUUGAGCAUUGUUCAUGUAUGAUUCGGCUUAUGGGUCACGAAGGGGAAGUUUGGAGAGCUGCAGAGAUGAUAAACCGCCUAGGGUUUGAGCCGUGUGGAAAUGUUUGGAGGGCAUUGCUUGCAGCUUGUGCAAUCUGUGGGGAUUUGGAAGUUGCUAAAAUUGCAGCUAAGAAAGUGAUUGAUCUUGAAGGGGAUGGCGAAUAUGUUUAUGUUAUGAUGUCAAACAUAUAUUCACUCUUUGGUAAGUGGGAAGAUGCGAGAGCAAUGAGGAAGAUGAUGAGAGACAACAAGAUGAUCAAAGAGGCUGGUUAUAGCUGGAUUGAGAUUGGAGGUGUUGUUUCAACCUCCUCCUCUUUGUAAUGAUGUUAUAGUUUUUUAAUCCUACACAUUAAAAUUAUAUAUAAAAUCUAAAAUUGUUGUUCAGAAA
Erigeron canadensis is the source of this 1841-nucleotide messenger RNA. Its product is annotated as putative pentatricopeptide repeat-containing protein At5g47460. NCBI's taxonomy places the organism in Eukaryota, Viridiplantae, Streptophyta, Magnoliopsida, Asterales, Asteraceae. The record is from RefSeq and is a predicted model, not a curated record. Gene Ontology annotation, molecular function: RNA binding; protein binding. Bases 38 to 1774 code for a protein of 578 amino acids. Gene Ontology annotation, biological process: RNA modification. The transcript has a single exon.